AUGAGAGCAAUUCGAUCUCGUCUAGAUGAGCUACUUUGUAAACCGUAUGAUGCAGUUGACCAUGAUAACCAGUGGGUGAGUGAUAUUGCUGGCAUUGAAAGGGUGGUCAGUGAAUAUGACAAGACCAUGUUUCGAACUGAGGGGGUGAACAACAGAGCACUGGAACUUAUUCUUAAUACUGUCCAACCUAGGGUUACUCAGGCCAUGAAUGAAAAGCUAAUAGCACCUUAUUCUGAUGAGAAGAUCAAAGCAGCUUUAUUUUAUAUGCAUCCAUCUAAGGCGCCAGGUCCAGAUGGGAUGUCCCCCUUUUUCUUUCAGAAAUACUGGAGUAAAUUGGGUUCAGAUGUGUGCAAAACUGUGAGGUAUUUCUUGUCUUCGGGUGUUUUGCUCAGAGAGGUGAACUUUACGCAUAUCACACUUAUCCCCAAGGUCAAGAGUCCGAAACAUAUGUUGGAUUUAAGACCUAUAGCUUUGUGUAAUGGCUUGCAUAGAAUUUGUUCAAAGGUGCUGGCAAACAGAUUGAAAAGAAUUCUGGGAGAUAUAAUAUCUCCAUUACAAAGUGCUUUUGUUCCGGAUCUUUUGAUUUCUGAUAAUAUACUAGUUGCAACUGAAGCCAUGCUUUUGAAGAUGGGCUUUGCGACAAAUUGGGUGGACUUGAUUAUGGCAAGUAUUCAGAAUAUUGCACAACAGAAGUGGAUUCAGGAUAUCACUCUUGCACCAGGGGAACCACAACUUCAUCAUCUUCUUUUUGCAGAUGACAAUUUUCUUUUUGGUACAACCAUUGAGGAAGAAUGUCAACAGUUUAGAAAUAUCUUACAUACCUAUGAGGUAGCGUCAGGCCAAAGAAUUAAUUUGCAGAAAAGUGAAGUAGUUUUCAACAAGAAUGUUGACUUAGACAAGCAAUAUCAGUUGGCAGGCCUGUUGGGAGUCCAAAGAGUUGACAAACAUGAAAGAUACCUGGGACUCCUUACAUAUGUGGGGAGAACAAAAACAGCAACUUUUAGUUACUUGAAGGAGAAGUUGACAAACAAGGUUUCAGGUGGGGGGACUCCGAGGAGAAACAAAAGAUACACUGGGGGUCUAGGGAUAGGCUUUGUGUUCCAAAGAAAGAGGGUGUCAUGA
Rosa chinensis is the source of this 1122-nucleotide messenger RNA. RefSeq lists its product as uncharacterized. Lineage: Eukaryota; Viridiplantae; Streptophyta; Magnoliopsida; Rosales; Rosaceae. Bases 1 to 1122 code for a protein of 373 amino acids. The record is from RefSeq and is a predicted model, not a curated record. The transcript has 5 exons.